Messenger RNA from Nicotiana tabacum (common tobacco), 1220 nucleotides. RefSeq lists its product as uncharacterized. The record is from RefSeq and is a predicted model, not a curated record. Lineage: Eukaryota; Viridiplantae; Streptophyta; Magnoliopsida; Solanales; Solanaceae.
CGGUUGACACUGUGGCUAGUACUACAAAUGCGCAUUCUGCGGUCUGUAGCAGAGUACGAACCAAAAACCCUUUUCUCUCGACUCUUCUUUUUCUUUCUUAUCCUCCUCCUUCUCUUCUUCCUCGAGAUGGUUAAAGGAAACAAGCAAACUACGAAUACUGCCAUGGAGAUUAGGGAAAUGCGUGCGCUAAUCGAGAGGAUGUUCGGAGAAUUGAAUGCCAGACAGGACAAGUCUGAUAUAACGAUUCAAGAGUUGAAGGAAUCCAUAGACUCGUUGAAGAAACCUGACGUGAAUGCUUCCUCUGCCGUCUGUGGAAACUCAUCUACGCCUCAGGAGGAGAAUAUGAAGGGACGCGGAAAAACCCUAACCGCCACUAAACCUAAGGAGAGGCGAGCCUGUUUACAUUGUGAUGAAAAACUGGCUCAUGGCAACAAAAAGCAAGUGUAUCUAAUCGAAGAUGAAAGUGAGGAUGUUGCUGAUAUUCCAUCUGUAGAUCCUGUGACUACAGAGAAAGAAGAAAUACCCAUGAGAAUAUCUAUGGAUGCUGUAGUAGAAUACUCUAAGCCAUACGAAGGUUGCUGUGUGACUGGGUAUUAUGGGAAGCGACCCGUGAAUAUCCUAAUUGGUUUAGGGGGAACUACACACAAUUUUAUCGAUGAAUCCUUUGCGGAUAAGUUAGGCUGUGACAUAUUUCCAAUCAAGCCUCGACCUGUUAUAACACCUUUUGGGACUGUUAUUGUGACCUGCAGAGCAUGCAACAACUUUCAAUUGUUGCUGAAAGGCGCCAUGUGUAGUGUGGAUUUGUAUUUGCUUCCAUUGUCGUCAAAUUGUGACAUGGUAUUAGGAUAUGAAUGGCUAAAGACGUCCAUUGGUGGUGGGGAAGUUAAGAUGGAUUCUAAGGGUAUGGAGUUUCCUUCCAAGGUAAGAAACACUUUUUACCUUUCAACAACUCAGUUGAACGCAGCAAGCGCUGAGAGUCUUGACAAAUUUGGAAGGAUUGGGACCUCUAAUUUCACAUUGCUAAUUGACCUGUUUUAGAUCUUUUUUUCAGUUUCUGUUUCUGCAAUUUUUAAACAAUUCUCCCUCUACGUGAAAGUAAAUGAACUACUACUUGUAUUCAUCCUUAGUUCGUUAUCUACCAAUUGUGUAUGUCAUUUUGAGAGUUGGUUGUUUUUACCAGCCUUGCAAGUUAUGAAUUCCAUUAAGUUUUUGCUUCUCUA